Zophobas morio is the source of this 2781-nucleotide messenger RNA. RefSeq lists its product as uncharacterized. NCBI's taxonomy places the organism in Eukaryota, Metazoa, Arthropoda, Insecta, Coleoptera, Tenebrionidae. The transcript has 8 exons. Gene Ontology annotation, molecular function: serine-type endopeptidase inhibitor activity. The record is from RefSeq and is a predicted model, not a curated record. The coding region runs from base 255 to 2726 and encodes 823 amino acids.
UUUAGUUUUCGCCCCAUAACAGAAGGCACGAAGCCAUUACGUCACAUUUAUGAACAACAGUUAACAAGUACAGUUGCACGAAUUGUUGUAAAACAACAACAAUUAACCAAAAUUUAACAACAUUGUCAUUAUUCCCAAAUUCCAGUCGACCCUGAACUUGUCACUAACCGCUUCGUUACCGAGAUGAUAGCGUUCUCGUAAUAUAUAAACCUGAACAAACCAAAGCACUUCCCAAUUUCUUCGAAAUCAUCGCAAUGAAGAAGUUGUUCAUUUUUCUCGUCACCGUUUUUGUAACAGCUGCCGAUGAUGCAGCAGUGCAAAAGUUUACAACCGCUAACAAUUUGUUUGCUCGUAGCGUCUACAAGGAAAUUGCUCAAGGCAAACAAGGCAACUUCUUGGUGAGCCCUUUCUCGGCUGAAACAGUUUUGGCAUUUGCCCAGUCCGGCUGUAAAGACGAAAGCGCUGAAGAAAUUCGCAAGGCUUUGCACCUCCCGAACGACAAAGACAAGGUGGAAUCGGCCUUCAAAACCUUGCUUCCAAAAUUCAAGAGCAACGACUUGUACUCACUCCACACAGCGAACAAGAUGUACGUCAAAAACAAAUUUGCGAUCAAAGACGAGUUCAAAACGUCCGCAAAUCUGGUGUAUCAAGCUGAGUCGGAAUCCGUCGAUUUCACUAAAAGUGUAGAAGCUGCGAAAAGUAUGAACGACUGGGUUGAGAAACAUACCAAUAACAAAAUCAAGGAUUUGAUAGAGUCCAAGGACUUAGACGAAGACACGAGAGUGGUGUUGAUAAAUGCUCUUUAUUUUCAAGCGAACUGGUCGACUCCGUUCCCCUUGUCACUCACAGGGAAGAGAAAUUUUUACAAAACCUCGACUGAUAGUGAGGAAGUUGAUAUGUUACAACACUUUGAUAAAUAUUUCAAGUACUACGAGUGCCCACAUUUAAAAGCCCAGUUUUUGGAGUUGCCAUUUAAAGGUGAUGAAGCAUCGAUGGUGAUAGUUCUUCCAAACGAAAAAGACGGUCUUGCGUCGCUUGAAAACCAACUGGAUCAAGUGUUUUCGCCACAGCAUGAGUUGAAAAAGACGUUUCUUAAUGUGGUGUUACCGAAAUUUAGAAUUGAAACCUUUAUCAAUUUCGUUCCAAUUUUACAAAAGCUGGGAGUUAACCAAGUUUUCGAUCCCAAGAAGGCUGAUCUUAGUGGUCUCGCUGGUAACAAAGGAGACUUAGUGUUUGAUAAAGUUGCCCAAAAGACCUUUAUUGACGUAAGCGAGGAGGGGGUAGAGGCAGCUGCAGCUACCUUUGUUCUUAUAGCUGUACCGGUAAGCGCUCCUCUGCACAGUCCGAAGAACUUCAUCGCCGAUCAUCCAUUUAUCUUCUAUAUUAAAGUCAAGGACAUUAUCGUCUUUGCCGGUAGAGUUACCGAUCCUUCAAAAGCUUGUCGGGAAAGUUCGACAGUUCGUGAUUGUUUGUUGCCAAAGCAACUCGUACUUGUUAGAGGUCAGACACCACUAAGAACCAAUUUUCGUUUAAAAACGAUGACACCUAUAAUAAUUUUUGCACUAAGUUUAACAUUAACCACCGCUCAAAAUCCAGUACUAGAUUUCACCAACGCAAACAACUUAUUUGCACAAGACGUCUACAAAAAACUUUCCCAAAGUCAAAAUGGCAACUUUCUGGUGAGUCCUUUUUCCGCAGAAACGAUCUUAGCCUUGACACUCAGUGGCUCCAAAGGGGAAACCGCUAACGAACUGCGCAAAGCUCUACAUCUACCAGAGAACAAAAGCCGAGUAGAAAACGACAUUAAAACACUGCUUCCACAAUUCAAAAGUAACAACUUCUACACCCUAGAGUCCGCCAAUAAAGUCUACCUUAAGAAAAAUUUUCAUCCACAUAACGAGUUCAAAAAUUCCGGGGACCUAAUCUAUGGAGCUGAAACCGAAUCCAUCGACUUUUUCCCAAACACGGUUCAAGCAGCAAAAUCUAUAAACAACUGGGUUGAAAAACACACCAGCAACAAAAUCAAAAAUUUGGUAGACGCAAACGAUUUCGACGAAUUCACGAGGGCGGUUUUGGUAAACGCGCUAUAUUUCAAAGCAAACUGGUCGAACCCGUUUUUGCUGGCAGCCACAAGCAAGCAAAAAUUUUACAAAAAGGAGAACCAAGUGGUUGAAGUGGACACUUUACGCCACUUCGAACAAUACUUCAACUACUACGAAUGUCCACAUUUAAAGGCUCGUUUUUUGGAGUUACCGUUCAAAGGAGAUGAAGCGACCAUGGUGGUGGUGCUGCCCAACGCGAAAGACGGUCUUGGGGCUCUGGAGACCCAACUGGAUCAGGUUUUCGCGCCGCAGCAUCAACUCCAGAGGGAGUUUCUGGAUGUGGGUUUGCCCAAAUUCAAGGUUGAAAGUUCGGUUGAUUUCAAGGAAAUAUUGGAAGGGCUGGGUGUGAAGAAACUUUUUGAAGAAAAGGUGGCGGAUCUUAGUGGGGUGGCUGGUGAACCGGGAGAUUUGUUUGUUAAGAAAGUGGCCCAAAAGAGUUUUGUUGAGGUUAGUGAGGAGGGGGUAGAGGCGGCCGCUGCUACGUACGUCCUUGUGGCUGUUCCCGAAAUGGCGCAUUUCGAACGUCCUAAGCAAUUUAUCGCGGACCAUCCGUUUAUUUUUUAUAUUAAAAUUAAAGAUGUUAUUAUUUUUGCUGGGAGGGUGACCGAUCCAUCCAAGCAAUAAAUGUUCAAUCUAUCGGUUUCAAAUUGUUCAAAGAGUAAAGUAAAGAUAAAAAAUU